Melozone crissalis (California towhee) is the source of this 4968-nucleotide messenger RNA. It is a transcript of the gene MSANTD3, whose product is annotated as Myb/SANT DNA binding domain containing 3. The record is from RefSeq and is a predicted model, not a curated record. The coding region runs from base 171 to 995 and encodes 274 amino acids. NCBI's taxonomy places the organism in Eukaryota, Metazoa, Chordata, Aves, Passeriformes, Passerellidae. The transcript is spliced from 3 exons.
CGGCGGGGAGCGGCCGCCUUUGUGCAGCCCGGACCCGCUCUCCGUCCUCCUGCAGGCAGAAGAGGAGCUAGCGAGGAGAUUAGAAAAAGCCCACCAAGCUCGAGUUAAUGUUUGAGAAGUUCGGGUGCGGGAGAGUCUGGAAUUUUGGCUUCUUGGAGAAACAGUAGAAAAUGCAAAACGAAAUAAUAAAGCCUGCUAAGUACUUCUCAGAAGUGGAGAAGAGUGUGCUGCUUGCAUUAGUUGAAAAAUACAAAUACGUGCUGGAAUGUAAAAAAAGCGAUGCAAGAACUAUUGCUCUGAAACAACGCACCUGGCAAGCCCUGGCUCAUGAAUAUAACUCACAGCCCAGUGUAUCACUGCGAGACUUCAAACAGUUAAAGAAAUGCUGGGAAAAUAUCAAGGCACGGACAAAAAAGAUAAUGGCACAUGAGAGGCGGGAGAAGGUAAAAAGAAGUAUUAGUCCACUUAUAAAUACUCACAUCGUAGGGAAGGAGAAGAUUGGAAGCAUAAUGCCUGAGCAAAUGUACUUUUUGCAGAGCCCACCAGAAGAAGACUCUGAAUAUCAGCCUGAUGCUUCUAGUCAAGAGUCAUUUGUUGUGUCCAACAGAGAACUUUGUGAUGAAGACAAAGAGCUGGUACACUUUCCAGUGUGUGAAGGCACCUCCCAGCCUGAGCCUUCGUGUUCUGAUGUCAGAAUAGCAGCAGAUAAGAACUACAGAAGUAAAGCAUCUCAGGAAAGUGCUCUGAAAAAGAUGCAUGAGGAAGAACAUCAUCAGCAAAUGUCGAUUUUGCAACUGCAGUUAAUCCAAAUGAAUGAAGUUCAUGUGGCAAAGAUUCAGCAAAUAGAAAGAGAGUGUGAGAUGGCUGAAGAAGAACACAGGAUAAAAAUGGAAGUGCUAAAUAAAAAGAAAAUGUAUUGGGAGAGAAAACUGCAGACCAUUACAAAAGAAUGGCCUGUAUCAUCCUAUAACAGACCCUUUCCUAAUUCACCUUAGAACAUAGAAGGGCAGAGAGUCAGUCUGAUUUAGCACAUUUAUGAGUAACACGCACUGGAAAGAGGGUUUCCUACUGUGAAUGUACAGUGACAGGAUAGGUGCCUGGCUGAUAGUGAACACACUAUGACUCUUAAUGUUUAGGGAAACAGUGGUAUAGUUCACCAAGAGGAGAACUAUUGUUUAUUUGUAGGUAGUUCUGAUUUGUGUAACUCACACACAUGCACAGUGUUCUAAAAUGUGAACAUAUUUUUUCCUCUCAGAACACCCUUGAUCCUUGUGAAGUUUAAGGUACUCUGGGUAUUCUUACAUUGGGAGUUCUUAAGAAAACUUAACAGCUUUAAACAUCAGGCUGUAGUGUUUGUAUGAUUUCUAUCUCUUCCUAUCUGCCAUUUCCCACAUGAAGGCAAGGGUUGGAGUUGCUCUCUGCUGUUGAGACAAAAGGUGAUGGACAGCUAUUAGUUGGAACAUUAUGCUGAAGCUUAGGGAAAAUAAGAUGGUUAAUACAGUCCAUAACUUAUUUUUCAUAGAAGAUGUGAAAAUGAAGGAUGUAGCAAGAGGGCCACUGUAGUAACAGCCCUCUCCUGAAGAACAGUAAUGGCUGGCUGACUGAGAGGAUGGUUGUGGAAUGGCCCUCCAGUUGUUCGAGCCUUGACACUUGUGAAGUCAAAAAGAAGGUGACAUCUUCCUCAAAAACCAUUGUGCUUUUUCUUUUAUUUCUAGGCCCAUCUUGUAUUGAAGUAGAAUACCCCAACAGGAGGCUCAAAUGCUGCUUCCAGCACUGUGUGCUGUUCUCCUGAAGUCAUUCUGAGGGGAAGAGCUUUUUAAGAAUUCACAAAGCUCUCAAAAUGCAGUGAGCCAGCCAGUCCAUUGGCAAAGUCUCCCUCUAUUUUCCUAUGCAAUACUUGAUGGUGUAGCAGCUAGCUUGAUUAUUUCUCCUUAGCUAGAGGAAAAGACUAAGACUCACCCUCUUUUCCUUCUCGUAGGGUGGAAAGCAGUUCAAGGGAAUCAUUCCUGUCUUGAAGCACUGUUCUGUUUUGUUUUGUUCUGUCCUGUGUGUUAUGGUGGUGUGUUUCUUGCCUUUGCUGUCAGUGAGGGGUGAUGGACAUGAUUUGUAUGAAGGCAUUCACAUGAAAGUCCCCACAGAUUUUGGAUGUCCAGAAUGAUAGAUAGUAGGAAAGCACAAAUGAAAAUAAUCUUUACUCUGGCAAUCAUUUAUUCUAGUGGGGCAAGAGUUAAGAAAAUGUGAAACGCAGAACCCCACAAGGAUUCAUAAGAACUUCUGGUGUUUGAAAACCUGUUUUACAGGAAGGUGUACAACCAUCAUUUGAAGCAGUGAGAAAAAUGAACAAAACCAUAAAUUUUCAUUGAAAAAUCUGAGUAUCACAUUAUUCAAUAAAGUAUUUUCAGAUCAUGACUCCUGAGGGCAAGUCCAUACUGUGAGCAUGUGUUCAAAGUGGAGUAUAUUACAAGGCAUACAUUCCCAGCUACACUCCUAUCUCUUUCCCUGGAUAUCCUUUCUGGUGGAGUGAGUUCCUUUUGGUUUUGUUUUGGAUUGAGUAGGGUUCUGUGUGUGUGUGUGUGUGUGUGUGUGUGUGUGUAUGGUUUUUUUGACCUGCUUUCACUGCUGGUGAUUCAUCUUUGUUAGCACUGCCAUUAUCAACCACAGGACUCGCUGUGGUUAACAGUGUGGUACCUGUGCUACUUCCUUAAAUGUGCUAAAACCAGCAAUCACAAUGGGAGCUGUUUAUAACAACUCAUUUCAUAUGACAGAGAAAAAAAAUAUGCUGGGCUGCUGCAAGAUUAAAAAAUAGGGCCUGGGUGAAAUCUGAAGACAGAUCUUUUUGACCACAAACUCAAUAUUCUUAUAAAUUGGCUGUGUGAAGAAAGUGCGGGAAUUCCAAAGAAGGAUGUUGCUAUGGGCACUUCUAUUUUUCUGCUGAAUGAAAACACUUUGGAAGGUAUAAUAACAGUAGAGGCAAAAGAAAAGUAAACAGAAGUAAGGACCUUGUUCUGAGAUUGCAUUCUGUGGUCUGGAAGAUGAGUCAGUUUGACUGGUUGUGACAAUUGUUCAGGCACCAUCCAGAAAAAAAGGAUAGGGAAGACAUUUGUCUUAACCAAUUAAUAUACUUGUCUUCACCUUCUGCGCUCAUUCUAAGUGAAAGUAAAUUAAAACCAGGUGUUAGAAGGUAAUGAAUGGAGACAAUUUCAUCCCUGUGAAGAGGGCAAGAAUAGAGACAAUCCAGGUCUAGAUAGCCCUGUGAAAAUGAUGAAAUAGAGAGGAUCUCACAACAUGUGAGACAAGGGUAGCUUGAACUCCUGGAAGUUAUAUAAUUGGUCGUGAAAGAUUGUUUUAUUUUUAUAUUUAAAAAUCCUUUAAAAUAAGCAUGUUUUCGAACUGUGCUAAGUGGAUAAUGCCUUGCUUCUUGGUAUAUUUUCUUAUUCUGACACCAAAAGUUAUAGUUCUUAGGCCAAACAAUAGACCCUUUUAAUUCAGGUUCUAUUUACAAGAAAGCAGAUCAUAAGAGAAAUAUUAGAAAGAGCCAAGAUAAAGGUAUGAAAGAAGUAAUGAUCAUUACAUGCAUAGGGGAAGAAUGGGAAUGUUACACCUAACAUAAAUUAUACAAGAUGGUUUUGUGGUACGGACAAUAGAUCGUGCACAGGUGACACAGGCUCUUGCUCUCCCAUUUGUAGUUGAGUGUUGGUUGAUGUAAAAUUGGGUGACAAACAUAGAAAAAGGUAAAAGAUCAACAGGAGGAAGUAAUGUAUCUCCUUGCCAUACUUUGGCUUUAUAAAGUGAUCAAUGUGAUGGAAUUGAAAUUGCUUGAGAAAUUACUUUUGCCUUUACUGUUGUUGCAAUUGCUCCCUCUGGUAGUAGAGUUUAUCUUUACUUGUGUUUGACAUUUCUUAUAUGUAAUACAGCCAUCUCAGACAGUAUGUCCAUUUGUUUCUCUCUCCUUUUUUCUAGCUUACAGCAUUCAAAUACUUUCACAUAAUUGUGUUUUCCUGUUAACCAUUUGGCCAAGGAAUAGAUGCAUAUUCUCCAGGUUUUUCCACAGAUAGAAUACAGCAGUAUUUUAAGAAGAAUAUGCCUGUUCUUUUUUGGAUUUGCUAUAAAACUUUUUGUCAGGAAUGAACUUAAAAGAUGCACAGGACAAAAUGAUCCCUUCUUAACUCCAUACAAAAGCAUGUGUACCACAUACAUGGUGGCCAUUGUUCUCAGCCUCUGUAUUCUUAUGAAGGAAAACAAGGGCCUUCUAGACAAGGUGUGAUAAAUUCCUUUAUGGUCCCCAAAUUAAUAUGAACCUAGCUCCAGGUGCUGUCUUUCCUUGAAGGUAAUCUAAUUUCUUGCCUAGUAUAAAUUUUUCAUGUAUUGAUUUUUUUUUUCCUCCUGCAUUUUUUCCUUAUGUUUCUGUUCACUGUUAGUUUUUUAACCAGCAAUAUGAGCAGGGGGUUUAAUUCAGAUACAUGUGUUUUCCUUUUUCCUUUCUCUUGCCCAGACUGCCUGUAUCACAGCAUUUAAACAUGAAUGGGUUCUCACCUUCCCUUUCCACAGAAAGCAUGGUUAGUUACCCUUUCCACACAGCUGCCAGUACAUUCUGGAUUCUGCACGCAGGCUAGGACACAUAUUUGAGGAUUUUGAGGAGAGGUUAGGACUAAGAAAUGAAGAGGAGUACUUCCUCCAUUCCAGCUCCGUGUAAUUUGGGAGGACAGUCUGUGACAUGAUGUCCUUCUUCAGGACCAGAGCUAAUGCAGAUGCUGAAGCUGUGUAGUUGGUUUUCAUUCUUCCUAAAUCCUUGGGGUUCUGCAGAAGUUAGGUUUGAGGUUUCCUGGUUAAAAUCUUCCUUCUUCCUUGGUAGUUGAGGAGUCUCAGUGGAAGCCUUUCACAGCUUCCUCAAAUGAAAUUUCUUACCUUGACAAACAACCUAUCCUGACAUCUAUUCUACUUCUUUCAAUGCCCAGGCUGCUUUAUCAC